CACACACAUAGAAGUAAGAAGCUAGACCCACCAUAUAAAAGACAGCUAGACAGACAAUAGCCAAACCAGGGAGACACAUCUAAUACAAACAGGCUUGAGAGUGGACUCAUACCAUGUUUUAAAAAAGGACAGGACACAAAACUACCUCAUUUAUAAACUCUGUGCUCUUUGUAUCAAUACAAAGCCCUGACUGGAUAUCAAUUUGAGGCAACCAAACCAUCUAAACACUAAUGAGUGCGAGCAACUCCUCUGCCUACCGGUCGGAGCGCAGUUACCACCAGAAAUCAUCCUCCUCGUCUUCAUCCUCAACCUCAACAAACCCAUACAUGGAAAAGAGCCGGGGACUCUUUGCUGAGGACUUUGGAUCUUUCAUGUGUCCAAAAGAUGCUUUGGGAUUUCCAAACAGAACAGGGACAGUUGGGAACAUCAAGACUCUGGGAGACACAUAUCAAUUCACAGUGGAUGUCCGAGACUUCUCGCCUGAAGAUGUGAUAGUCACCACCUCAAACAAUCAGAUUGAAGUUCAUGCUGAAAAGCUUGCUACUGAUGGGACAGUGUUGAACACUUUUACCCAUAAAUGCCAACUACCAGAGGAUGUGGACCCCACCUCGGUCAAGUCAUGUUUAGGGGCUGAUGGGACUCUCACUAUAAAAGCACAGAGAAACACUGCAAAACUAGAGCACGCACAGACGUUCCGCACAGAGAUCAAAAUUUAGAUCUUUCCCCACCUGCUGUAUCUGUUUCCCUGUGAUAAAUGACCUUGAAAAUAUA
Messenger RNA from Rhinichthys klamathensis goyatoka, 771 nucleotides. It is a transcript of the gene hspb7, whose product is annotated as heat shock protein family, member 7 (cardiovascular). The transcript is spliced from 3 exons. Lineage: Eukaryota; Metazoa; Chordata; Actinopteri; Cypriniformes; Leuciscidae. Bases 231 to 716 code for a protein of 161 amino acids. Gene Ontology annotation, biological process: heart development. The record is from RefSeq and is a predicted model, not a curated record. Gene Ontology annotation, cellular component: cytoplasm; nucleus.